Messenger RNA from Lachancea thermotolerans CBS 6340, 1533 nucleotides. It is a transcript of the gene ADE4, whose product is annotated as amidophosphoribosyltransferase. The record is from RefSeq and is a predicted model, not a curated record. Gene Ontology annotation, molecular function: amidophosphoribosyltransferase activity. Gene Ontology annotation, biological process: purine nucleobase biosynthetic process; purine nucleotide biosynthetic process. The transcript has a single exon. Lineage: Eukaryota; Fungi; Ascomycota; Saccharomycetes; Saccharomycetales; Saccharomycetaceae. Gene Ontology annotation, cellular component: cytoplasm. The coding region runs from base 1 to 1533 and encodes 510 amino acids.
AUGUGUGGGGUAUUGGGUAUUGCACUAGGAGACCAAACAAGCGCGGUGGCUCCAGAGCUGUUUGACGGUUGCUUGUUUCUACAACACAGAGGCCAGGAUGCAGCUGGUAUUGCAACCUGUGGCCAGAGGGGAAGACUGUAUCAAUGUAAAGGUAAUGGUAUGGCCCGUGAUGUGUUCACUCAGCAAAGAAUGGCUAACUUGGUUGGCUCCAUGGGUAUUGCGCACUUGCGUUACCCAACUGCCGGGUCUAGUGCCAACUCUGAGGCUCAGCCGUUCUAUGUCAACAGUCCUUACGGUAUCCUUUUGGGACACAACGGUAAUCUUGUUAACACGCUUUCUCUCAGAAGAUACAUGGAUGAAGACGUGCACAGACACAUUAACACUGAUAGUGACUCCGAACUUCUUCUGAACAUUCUUGCCGCAGAACUUGAGAAGCACAACAAGUACCGUGUUAACAAUGAUGAUAUUUUCCAUGCUCUUGAAGGCGUUUACCGCUUGUGCCGCGGCGGCUACGCAUGCGUCGGUAUGCUUGCCGGAUACGCUAUGAUCGGCUUUAGAGAUCCUAAUGGGAUCAGACCACUGUUAUUUGGCGAAAGAACAAGACCAGAUGGAACGAAAGACUAUAUGCUAGCGUCCGAAAGUGUUGUGCUCAAAGCCCAUAACUUCAACAACUUCCGCGACUUGGCUCCGGGCGAGGCUGUUAUUGUUCCCAAAGACUGCGGCAACACUGCACCAGAGUUCAAACAGGUUGUGCCGAUCAAUUCCUACAGGCCGGACCUUUUUGAAUACGUGUAUUUUGCUAGACCUGACAGUGUGCUCGACGGGAUUUCCGUCUAUCACACUAGACUAGCUAUGGGUGUCAAACUGGCGGAAAGCAUUAGAAAGGAGAUUGACCCCAAUGAUAUUGAUGUUGUAGUGUCCGUGCCCGACACUGCACGUACUUGCGCAUUACAGUGCGCUAACACCCUACAAAUCCCUUAUCGUGAGGGGUUCGUGAAGAACAGAUACGUUGGUAGAACCUUUAUUAUGCCAAACCAGAAGGAGCGUGUUUCUUCAGUCAGAAGAAAGCUCAACGCUAUGGAUUCCGAAUUUAAAGGAAAGAGGGUUUUGGUUGUCGAUGACUCCAUUGUCAGAGGUACCACUUCAAAAGAAAUCAUCAGCAUGGCUAAAGAGGCUGGUGCUUCGAAAGUGUAUUUUGCGUCAGCUGCUCCAGCUAUUCGUUAUAACCACAUAUAUGGCAUUGAUUUAGCCGAUACGAAACAACUGGUGGCUUUCGAUAAAUCUACGGAAGAGGUCAGCCAAGAGCUUGGGUGCGAUAGAGUUUUCUACCAAUCUCUUGAAGACCUAGUCGACUGCUGCAAGACCGACAAGAUUUCAAAGUUCGAGGUGGGGGUUUUCACCGGAAACUACGUCACUGGAGUUGAGGAUGGCUACCUCCAAGAGCUCGAAAAAGUGCGUGCUUUGAACGCUGCUAAGCAAAACUUUGCCAAAGCUGAUUCAGACAUAGGCUUAUAUAACAGUGCGGACUUCUGA